Messenger RNA from Ipomoea nil (Japanese morning glory), 2552 nucleotides. Its product is annotated as G-type lectin S-receptor-like serine/threonine-protein kinase At1g67520. The record is from RefSeq and is a predicted model, not a curated record. The transcript has 7 exons. Lineage: Eukaryota; Viridiplantae; Streptophyta; Magnoliopsida; Solanales; Convolvulaceae. Bases 18 to 2420 code for a protein of 800 amino acids. Gene Ontology annotation, biological process: protein phosphorylation. Gene Ontology annotation, molecular function: ATP binding; protein serine/threonine kinase activity.
UAUCAAGAAUUACUAUUAUGUUGUAUGAUAGUUUAGUGGUUGGAAUUAUUGUUGUCUUCUUCAUCUGUGGUCAUGUUAGUGCUAAAGAUGCACUUGCUCCUGGGGAAUAUCUGCGUUCAUAUAACGGAGAUUUCUUGGAGUCAUCAAAUAAACAAUACAGAUUAAAAUUCGUGGGGCGACCCGGAUCUACCUUCACCUGGUAUUUGUGUAUACAGUUCACCGGGUAUCAAUUCCAUUCCAGUUCAGAACAAAUUACAGUUUGGGUUGCUUGGCAGGGCACAGAUGGAGAUGUCUUCUCUCCAUAUUUAUAUAUGGGAGAAGAAGGCAAGUUGUUAAUAUAUACUGGGAACGAUUUCAUUGUAAACAAUCAACAACCUUCUUAUGUUACAAACACAACGGCAACUCUUCUUGAUAAUGGUAACUUAGUUUUGCGAAGUCCAGGCCGGGGGCGUAGGUUGUGGCAAAGUUUCGAUUACCCCACUAAUACUUGGCUUCCAGGCAUGAAAUUGGGUUGGUUUGCAGGGCUGAAAACUCACCACCAACGUUUUCUGACUUCUUGGACCAGCGAGGAAAACCCUUCUCCCGGUGCUUUUACCUUUGGUGUUGAUCCCAAUAAUACUAAGCAGAUAGUUCUCAUGCGAAGAGGGAUUGUUUAUUGGCACAGUGGGGUCUGGAAUGGCAUCAAUUUUCCAUUUCUUCACCUUCAUCAAAUCCAACUCAAUAAUCUCAUUAGGUAUUUCUCCAACCAAAACGGAAGCUAUUUUGUUUGGAAUGAGCAAUUUUAUUUGAAUGCAACCUUUAUCCGUAUUCAUGCAACUGGGGAAGUAUUUAUUGGGUUUGAUGGAGAUCUUCAAAGCUUCAAAUUCAUUGGUUUUGACUGUUAUAAUAAUAAGACUAGUCUUUAUGCACAUGCCAGUGGGGGGUGCGUAAGACCCAAAAUAUCCAAUUGUAGUGAUGGAGACUGGUUCAAUCUAACAACUGGUGUCACGGAAUGGGAACAAUAUUUGUUUAACUCCACGUUUGGUAUUGGUGAUUGCACCGAAAUGUGUGCAAAAAACUGUUCUUGCAACGCCUAUGCUGCUGUCAAUGCUGAUGAUGGUCGUACCGGAUGCAAGUUUUCUUCUUCCCCUGCCUAUCGUUACGUGAAUAAUGGGGAAGCUCUUUACAUUCGCAAUGCAAAACCAGCAAAUCGAACCAAAUUGUCUCCACUUCACCAUCCCGGCGCUGAUCUGACAAAGAGAAAUCCACACCACAAGAAAACACUACUCAUAGUUGCUCUUACAGUAGCAUUAUUGUUGGUGAUCCUUGCCAUGCUUUUUCUAGUAUGGUAUAUGAAUCCAAGAAAAUGUUGCGGUUGCUUCAUAGCCUCAAUUCAACAUUCGAAUCAACAACUUGCUGCUGAUGAGGAUGAUGAGGAAUUGCCUUUCUUCAACUUUAAAAGCAUAGAGAUGGCUACCAAUUAUUUUUCUGACGAAAAUAAACUUGGUCAAGGUGGAUUUGGUCCUGUAUAUAAGGGAAUAUUGACCAACGGUCAAGAAAUUGUAGCAAAGAGGCUCUCAAAAAUGUCUGGACAAGGAAUUCAACAAUUUAAGAAUGAGGUUCUAUUGAUUUCAAAAUUACAACACAGGAAUCUUGUUAGACUCCUAGGUUGUUGCACUCAAGGAGAUGAAAGGAUAUUAAUAUACGAGUACCUACCAAAUAAAAGUUUAGAUUCAAUUCUUUUCGAUGCAAGAAAGAAAGUUUGUCUUGAUUGGAGACAACGUUUCUGCAUAAUGGAUGUGAUUGCUCAAGGGCUUUUGUACCUUCACAAGUAUUCAAGGUUGAGGAUUAUUCAUAGGGAUCUUAAAACAAGUAACAUAUUACUAGAUGUCCAUAUGCAUCCUAAGAUUUCAGAUUUUGGAACAGCCAGGAUAUUUAAAGAUAAUGACUCUCGAGCAAAAACAAAAGUCAUUGUUGGGACUUAUGGUUACAUGUCUCCUGAAUAUGCCAUGGAUGGUCUUUUCUCUGAGAAGUCUGAUGUUUUUAGCUUUGGAGUCAUGAUCUUAGAGAUUGUAAGUGGAAAGAGGAACAAUGGCUUCUAUAAUCCCAAUCGAGUUUCAAAUUUACUUGGUUAUGCUUGGGAUUUGUGGAUAGAAGGAAGAAUUUCAGACUUGAUAGAUCCAACAAUGGACAAAAUGGUCUCAACAAAUGAAGCACCAAGAUGUAUCCAAGUAGGUUUGCUAUGUGUUCAAGAAAGUGCAACCGAUAGGCCAAACAUGUCAGAUGUGGUAUCUAUGCUUGGCACGGAAUCAGUAGUCUUACCUACCCCUAAACAACCUGGUUUCUCUACUAUUAUUGGCUUAAAAUGUGAGAAUGUAGGUAAUAAUCCAAAAGCCUGCUCUGUCAAUGAGGUCACAAUUUCAGAGAUAGAAGGUCGAUAGCAACAUGUUCUCAUUAUAUAUAGCUCCCAUUAAGCGUAUGCUCUUGUUUGUUUUUGGUAACAUUAGUUUUUUGACAAAUUAAACUUCAGCAAAUUAAAGAAUGUAAGUGCCUAGCUUCAAGUAUCCUUUCAA